GAUGACGUUAAGCAGGAAGCAGGAGCUGAACACGCGUUUGCACUCGAGCUGUGAAUGCAGCCUGUCUGAACUUUGUUUUUGAUGCCGGCACUGAGGAAGGCAGCAUCAUGGCUAACUCUCUGGGAAAGAUGGGUUUUCACAAUCAGAUUAUUCUAGCACCUAUGGUGCGCGUCGGCACUCUACCAAUGAGGCUUCUGGCUUUGGACUAUGGUGCAAAUAUUGUGUUCUGUGAGGAACUGAUUGACAUCAAAAUGGCUCAGUGUCGGAGGAUAGUAAAUGAUGUUUUGGAAACAGUUGACUUCGUAGCUCCAGAUGACAGAGUGAUGUUCCGGACCUGUACUAAGGAAAAGGAGCGUGUUGUCUUUCAGAUGGGAACCGCAGACCCAGAGAGAGCAUUGACAGUGGCCCUACUUGUUGAGAAUGAUGUGGCUGCUAUAGAUGUGAAUAUGGGCUGUCCAAAAGAAUAUUCCACCAAGGGAGGAAUGGGAUCUGCUCUCCUGUCUAACCCUGACAAAAUUGAGGCUAUUCUGACCACUCUUGUGAGAGGGGUUUCAAAACCAGUUACGUGCAAAAUCCGGAUCCUACCGACAAUGGAAGAAACCGUGAGUUUGGUGAAGAGAAUUGAAAAGACAGGAGUGGCGGCCAUAGCUGUGCAUGGCAGGAUGAAGGAGGAGAGGCCAAGGCACCCAGUUCACUGUGACUACAUUCGAGCCAUAUCUGAAAGCGUCUCCAUUCCGGUUGUAGCUAGUGGUGGCUCUCUGGAUAUCAUAAAAACAAAUGAUGACAUAGAGACGUUCCGUGAGGAGACAGGCGCGUCCUCUGUCAUGUUAGCUCGGGCUGCUAUGUGGAACCCAUCAAUCUUCCGGAGCCAGGGGGCGUUGUCAGUGGACGAGGUGAUGGAGGAGUAUAUCAAAUAUGCUGUUCGCUAUGACAACAACACAUUCAAUACCAAAUACUGCCUGUGCCAGAUGCUCAGGGACAGGGUGGAAUCCCCAAUGGGCAAACGGCUCCACGCUGCACAGACCAAUGAGGAGAUCUGUGAGGUGUUCGGAAUGACUGAUUACUAUCAGAUGACCCAGGCUGAGCUGGAAGCCCGGAGGUGGGUCCUACAGGCCACCAGCAGCCCAGGGCACCAGCCUGCAGUGGAUGGUGAUGUCAUCACUAUGGCUGUCAGGUUUGAAAGGAGGGAAUAUCCCCCUCAGAUAACCCCAAAGAUGUAUUUGCUGGAAUGGAGCCGAAAAGAGAAGUUGGAGCAGCCUGUGUAUGAGACGGAGCAACGCGCCCAAGACAGAGCUUUCCAGUCUACAGUUACCGUGGCAAAGAAGAAGUAUCGGUCCACCCUGUGGGAGAAGUCUAAGAAAUUUGCUGAACAAGCUGCUGCCAUUGUAUGUCUACGCACACUUGGAGUACCUGAGGGCCUUAUCAGAGAGGGGAACUCAAGUCUGGUAAACAAGAGAAAGAGAGAGGAGAGACGACACAGUGCAUCUGAGGAUACUGGCAUCACAGACUCAACAAACAGGAAAAGACGGGUCACCGAAGAAUCCCAGAAAGAGGAACAGGAAUCAAGUGACAAGUCGAUGGUAGUGAAUGGUGUACCACAACCAUGACCAAAGAACACUGCUCACCUUUUGAACUCGGAGGAUUGUGUCUGCUGCUUUGUGUUUGUGAUAAUGCUGCACAUCAUCUCUUACCGUCAUGUACAGAGAUUUCUUGUCAACUUGAGAGGAACACCUGCAUGUUCUCUCACACGCACUACACAGUCCUUUUAUUUAUUUUGUGUGUGUGUGUGUGUGUGUGUGUGUGUGUGAGAGAGAGAGAGAUUGAGAGAGAUUGAGAGAUGCUUGAGCAUGCCUUUUUAGUUUUCAUUUCAGUAACUAAGUGUUCCAUACACCAAAAGGGGGCAGCCUAGUAACCUUUCAUUCCUCAUCUUUCGAAUGAAAUUUAAAUUACCAACUAUGGCUGAGAGAAUACUCCUUUUCAAGAACUUCCUGUACUGGGCUGUCCUUUCUCAAGGACAUCGAAGUUUUGAGCUGACUUAUACUUUUAUGUAUGGUGUAAUAGAUGGAGUCCAUGUGUAUAUUACAAUAAUUUUUUAUUGAAUUAAAACAUUUUACUUUCAUUAGUGGGUUUGGUAGUUAUCCUUUUUUCCCCUUGCAGUUGCUGAAAAAUGAUUCAG
Molecule: messenger RNA, 2176 nt
Organism: Electrophorus electricus (electric eel)
Lineage: Eukaryota; Metazoa; Chordata; Actinopteri; Gymnotiformes; Gymnotidae
Gene: dus2
Product: dihydrouridine synthase 2
Biological process (GO): tRNA dihydrouridine synthesis
Cellular component (GO): cytoplasm
Molecular function (GO): tRNA dihydrouridine synthase activity; tRNA binding; flavin adenine dinucleotide binding
Source: RefSeq, a predicted model, not a curated record